UUGACAGAGAUAGAGUCUAUGUGAUGCUCUUAGUCUAAUGUGAAAUAGUGAAGGAAGCAGCUCGGAAGAGAAACUCCUGAAGUGCUUUAUUUUUGGACGACUACCUCUUUAACUUCACUUUUAAUCCUCCUCCAUUGACCAAAUCCCACUUUUUUCUUACUUUAUACUUUCUUGUAUAUAUUUUUUCUCUCUCUCACGAACCCAACUUCUUCAUCAUCAGUCUGCAUCCCACUAUUUCGGCCCGCCCGCCGCAUCCACGCCCUGAUAUUUGAUCCAGUGCGGUGGCAGCUGUUGGCUCUCUGCAGGCUCUACAUGGCUGAAUAAGUGGUUUGAAAGAAGAGAGGGGGGCUUGCUCUGGUGGUUUUCUCUGAGGGUCGCGAAGUUGCAGUCAGGACCGGGACAAAGUGGAGGAGGAUGGCGGUGGCUCUGGAUGAAGUGUGGGGGCGGGUGAAGAACGUCUGCAAGCAGAACGGGCUGCUCAUCCUGUCUGUGCUGGCCGUGGUCAUCGGCUGCCUGCUGGGCUUCUUCCUCAGAGGCAAGCAGCUUUCCGAGCAGGAGGUGAAGUACUUCCAGUUUCCCGGAGAGCUGCUAAUGAGGAUGCUGAAAAUGUUAAUUUUGCCCCUCGUCGUAUCCAGUUUGAUGUCGGGUCUAGCAGCGCUGGACGCCAAGUGUUCCAGCCGCUUGGGCAUCAUGACCAUUUCCUACUACCUCUGGACCACCUUUGUUGCCGUGGUAGUGGGCAUCGUCAUGGUGUACAUCAUCCACCCGGGUGGAGCUGCUCAGAAGGAGGACUCUGAGGACAGCAAGAAGCCGAUGACCAGCUCUGCUGAUGCUCUGCUGGAUCUCAUUCGCAACAUGUUUCCAGCCAACUUGGUUCAAGCUACGUUUCAACAGUAUCGAACCCAAAGAGUCCCAGAACUCAUCCCCAAACCAACGGUGGCUCAGCUCCUGGAUGAGACCACCACACGAAGGGUCUACAUCUAUGGCAUUCAGGAUGACAACGGCAGCGAUGUCCAGAACUUCUCCCUGGAUCUCACGCCGCCUCCUGACGUCAUCAUGAAAACAUCACCCGGCACCAGUGAAGGCAUGAACGUGCUGGGGAUUGUGAUUUUCUCUGCAACUAUGGGAAUAAUGCUGGGAAGAAUGGGACCCAAUGGAAGUGCUUUGGUCAACUUCUGCCAGAGUUUGAAUGAGGCAGUUCUGAAGAUUGUUGCCAUUGUCAUUUGGUAUUUCCCCUUUGGUAUUGUGUUCCUGGUUGCUGGAAAGAUCUUGGAAAUGGACGAUCCUUCCGCCAUGGGAAAGAAGCUGGGCUUUUACGCCAUCACUGUGGUAAUGGGUUUGGUGCUGCAUGGCCUAUUCAUCCUCCCUGCUAUGUACUUCUUCAUAACUAAGAAGAGCCCUAUAGUUUACAUCAGAGGCAUUCUACAGGCCCUGCUGAUCUCCUUGGCCACCUCCUCCAGCUCUGCCACUCUGCCUAUCACCUUUAAGUGCCUCCUUGAGAACAAUCACAUUGACAGACGCAUCAUCCGCUUCGUGCUGCCGGUCGGGGCCACCAUCAACAUGGAUGGUACAGCACUCUACGAGGCGGUGGCAGCCAUCUUCAUCGCCCAAGUGAAUAAUUAUGAGCUCGACUUUGGGCAGAUCAUCACCAUAAGCAUCACUGCGACGGCCGCCAGCAUCGGUGCAGCUGGAAUCCCUCAGGCCGGCCUUGUUACCAUGGUGAUCGUGUUAACCUCUGUGGGUUUGCCCACUGAUGACAUCACCCUAAUCAUCGCCGUUGAUUGGGCUUUGGAUCGAUUCAGGACCAUGGUGAAUGUGAUGGGUGACGCUCUGGCCACAGGCAUCAUGGCUCAUAUCUGCAGAAAAGAUUUUGUCAAAGAGGGAGAGCAGGUACCUCUGAUAUGUGAAACUAAACCCAUGAUAAGCAUCCAGCAAAUGAUGACCUACCAGAACCAGAAGAACGGCUGCUACCAGCCGCCUCCACCGGGCAGCAAACAGGACCACAUCUCCCCGGACGUGGCCCGCCUGAUCCAGCUAGAGGAGGGGAUUCGGCCAAUCGAGAAGAAGAAGCACGCUCACUCUUCUCAUCACAAGAGAGAGCACAGGGACAAGGACCACUGUUCCAUUGACAUGAACGGGCUGGAGACUAAUGUAUAAAACCCACUGCUCUGCCAACAUCUACUGGCACAGCUACAGCAGCGAAAAUCACCAGGAGAGGAAGAUACACUGAAGAGCUGGGGUGAUUGAGUUCACACACUGUUCUUCUCCUGGAGAGCGGCCCAGAGUCGAUGUACGCUGGGGGGGAAAAAAAACAGACUAUUUUUUUCUACAUAACCUAAAUGAUGACCCACAUUUGACUGUGUAUGUUUGUGUGUGUACAUAUUUAUCACAGAUGUAUUAUAUGGUAGCAGCAGUGACAGUGUGCUGCUCUGAGUGACUUUAAAUAAAGAUCCUGAUGAUUGACUAGCAUCAGAUCUGUGAGCCAGCCCCUCUUAAAGGAGUGGAAAUGGAAAACACAAUAGCUAAUAUCAGAUUUAAUUAAUGGCACCUUUUCAUCUGUGGACUGCAGAUGAAACGGAAAACAUCAACUCAUAUCUUUUUCAUUUAUUACGGUCUGAUGUGGUUUUUAGCAUAAUAUUGGUUGGGGGUUUUGUAUAUUUCUUUUUUUUGUCAUUGUGUUCUUUAUCAUGAAUCUCAGGCAAAAUGUUGCCUGUUUGGGACAUAUUACCAACAGAUCUCAAUAAAGCUAGCAAACACAGAGAAAGUGGGACAAAGAAGAUGGUUGAGUUGUAACAAGAAAAUCUGCUUAAAUGCACAUAUGGAAAUAUAUGAUUUUUUGACGUAAAAAACGGGGAUUCUUUUCAAGUUCCCCAAAUUUUUCAGCAAUACCUUUCCUUAUACUUCUCUGCCUUGUUGUCCUGAGCCUAAGUGGGUCCUCUUCCUCCUACCGCUAGUACGGUGCAAUUAAGGCAACAUAAUGAUAAAGAUCACAAUUAAAAGAAAGAUGAGUGUUUGCCCUUGUGUUGAAGUCAUGUCAGGUUGUCUCUGCACCCCACUGCAUUCCCUCUUUGCCUUAAACGACCAAAGGAGAAGAAUUCGGGACCGGCGCAUAACAGCUGAGACAAAACAACGCAAGUCAACAAUCACAAGUCGUACUCUGAUCUCUGUCCAUAUAUAUGUAAUAUAUGCUGUACAUGUAUGUAUUUCAAAAGUUUAAAAAAUCUAGAUUUUACCACCAUGUCAGUAUGCUUCAAGAGCUGCCAUUCUGUAUUCUUUUAAAGGAACAUUUCACUGUAGUCCAAAAUUUAUAAAAAUGUACCAACUCUGUAAAAUGGAAAAGAAAUGAAAAAUAUAUCCAAAAUCUAGAAACACUA
This is a messenger RNA of Amphiprion ocellaris (clown anemonefish), 3374 nucleotides long. RefSeq names its product solute carrier family 1 member 7a (gene slc1a7a). The coding region runs from base 415 to 2157 and encodes 580 amino acids. The record is from RefSeq and is a predicted model, not a curated record. Gene Ontology annotation, molecular function: neutral L-amino acid transmembrane transporter activity; L-glutamate transmembrane transporter activity; glutamate:sodium symporter activity. Gene Ontology annotation, cellular component: plasma membrane. NCBI's taxonomy places the organism in Eukaryota, Metazoa, Chordata, Actinopteri, Pomacentridae. The transcript has 11 exons. Gene Ontology annotation, biological process: L-glutamate transmembrane transport.